This is a messenger RNA of Rhopalosiphum maidis (corn leaf aphid), 2839 nucleotides long. Its product is annotated as ribonucleoside-diphosphate reductase large subunit-like. Gene Ontology annotation, molecular function: ATP binding; ribonucleoside-diphosphate reductase activity, thioredoxin disulfide as acceptor. Gene Ontology annotation, cellular component: ribonucleoside-diphosphate reductase complex. Gene Ontology annotation, biological process: DNA replication; deoxyribonucleotide biosynthetic process. The transcript is spliced from 15 exons. The coding region runs from base 271 to 2682 and encodes 803 amino acids. The record is from RefSeq and is a predicted model, not a curated record. NCBI's taxonomy places the organism in Eukaryota, Metazoa, Arthropoda, Insecta, Hemiptera, Aphididae.
UGCCAUUCUGCAUCUGCUGUGUAGUGUGUACCUGCUACUUCGAUGUUCAUCGUUGUUGACUAUUGUUGUGAAUAAUUGUUUGUCGUUUGGUCUUUAUUGGAUAGCAUAUUAAUUAUUGUCCAGAGUAUACAACUAUUCUAGUUUAACGCCGGCAGGAACGUUAACUAAAAGUGCAAACUAUUCAAGAGCCGCGUAUUAUUCUCAAUUCUUUGAUCACACGUUGAAGAUUUUUAAACAAGUCUAUACCUGUGUUUACAAAGCUCUAUAAUCAUGUCGAACGAUAUUGGAAAAGCUAGCAAUAAACUGUUUGUAAAAAAGCGCGAUGGACGAUUGGAAGAAGUAAUGAUGGACAAGAUUACAAUGCGAAUUGAACAGUUAUGUGACGGGCUCAAUAUGGACUUUAUUGAUCCGCCUGAAAUUACAUUACAUGUCAUUGGUGAUAUAUGCCCAGGUAUAAGUACUGUACAAAUUGAUAAUUUAGCUGCUGAAACGGCUGCUUACUUAACUACAAAACAUCCUGAUUUUGCUGUGCUUGCUGCACGUAUUGCAAUAUCUAAUCUUUAUAAAGAAACAAAAAACAAUUUCAGCGAUGUAAUUUAUGAUUUGUAUAAUAUGUCAAAUGAACAAAAUCAAAGACGCAUGAAAAUUAUUUCUGAUUUACAUUAUGGUAUUGUAAUGAAACACGCGGACCGUUUAAAUAAUGCUAUUAAACAUGAUAGAGAUUAUACUUACAGUUAUUUUGGAUUCAAAACACUUGAAAAGUCAUAUUUGUUAAAAAUUAAUGGUAAAGUUGUGGAACGUCCUCAACAUUUGUUAAUGAGGGUUUCAAUUGGAAUUCAUGGUGAAGAUAUUGAUGCGGCUAUUGAAACAUAUGAUUUAAUGUCAUCAAAGUAUUUUACUCAUGCUUCACCAACAAUGUUCAAUGCUGCUACACCUAGACCUCAACUCUCAAGUUGUUUUUUGGUUGCUAAUAAAUCAGAUUCAUUAGAAGAUUUUGGUAAAACAGUUAAAACAUGUGCCAAAAUUUCUCAAUCUUCUGGUGGUAUAGGUAUAAACUUACACAAUAUUAGUGCGGCUGGUACAACAUGGACUAAAUAUCCAAAACAUGAAUCGCAUGGUCUCGUGGAACCGUUAAAAGUCCUUAAUGAUUUGGCUCAAUAUGUUGAUCAAGGUGGAAAGAGACCUGGGGCAGUUGCUGUUUAUAUUGAACCUUGGCACGCUGAUGUAUAUACUUAUACGGAGUUACGUAAAAAUACUGGUAAUAAAGAAGAAAAAACUAGAGAUUUAUUUUUAGCUCUUUGGAUACCUGAUGAAUUUAUGAGACGCGUUGAGGCUGACCAGUCUUGGAGCUUAAUGUGUCCACGUAAAUGCCCAGGUCUCUCAGAUGUCUGGGGUGAUGAUUUUGUGAAACUUUACAAAAAGUAUGAAGAUGAAAAACGUUACAAUAGACAGGUACCAGCAAGGAAAUUAUGGUUCCGUAUAAUAACUUCCCAAAUUGAAACUGGUAUGCCAUAUGUACUCUAUAAAGAUGCUUGCAAUGCCAAAAGCAAUCAAAAAAAUCUUGGUACAAUUAAAUGUAGUAAUCUUUGUACUGAAAUAAUUCAAUACACUUCACCAGAAGAGGUAGCAGUAUGUAAUCUAGCUUCUAUUGCAGUAAAUAUGUUUGUAAAACCUAAUGGAGAAUAUGAUUUUGAAAAGCUUUUAAAAAUUACUAAAAUUGUCACUAAAAAUUUGAAUAGAGUUAUAGAUGUCAACUUUUAUCCCGUCAAAGAAGCUGAAACUUCAAAUAAACGACAUCGCCCUAUUGGAAUUGGUAUACAAGGUUUAGCAGAUUUAUUUUUAUUGAUGCGUUAUCCUUUUGGCUCUCCUGAAUCACGAAAGCUAAAUUUACAGAUAUUUGAGACUUUGUAUUAUGGUGCAUUAGAAGCUAGUUGUGAAUUAGCUGAAGAGUAUGGAACUUAUUCAUCUUAUCAAGGAUCACCGAUUAGUCAAGGAAUUUUGCAGUAUGAUAUGUGGAAUGUAAAGCCCACUGACUUAUGGAACUGGGAUAUUUUAAAAGAAAAAAUUGCUAAACAUGGAGUUCGAAAUUCGUUAUUAUUAGCACCAAUGCCUACUGCUUCAACAGCACAAAUUCUUGGCAAUAAUGAAUCUAUAGAACCAUAUACAACUAAUUUAUAUUAUAGACGUACUCUUAGUGGAGAAUUUAGUGUGAUUAAUCGUCAUUUAUUAAACGAUUUAAUUAAACUUAACCUAUGGAAUGAGGAUAUGAGAAAUGAAUUGAUUUAUUACAAAGGAUCAGUACAGAAAAUAGACCGUAUUCCCAAUGACAUUAAAGAAUUAUAUAAAACAAAUUGGGAACUAUCACAAAAAAUCAUAUUAGAUAUGGCUGCAGAUCGAGCAGCAUACAUUGAUCAAUCCCAGUCAUUAAAUAUUCACAUUGAAAAACCAUCUAUUGGUAAAAUAUCAUCUGUACAUUUCUACGGAUGGAAAAAAGGCUUAAAAACUGGUAUGUACUAUUUACGCACCAGACCAGCUGCUGAUCCUAUCCAGUUUACAGUUAUUAAAAGUACAUUAUCUAAUAAUAGUGUUGCAAUUCAAACUGAAAAAAAUGAUGCACUAAAUAUGCAACAAUUGGUAUGUUCUCUAGAGAACAAAGAUGCAUGUACUAUGUGUGGAGCUUAGUUUAAUGUAUUUGUUUAGUCUGUAAAUUAUGGAUGCAUCUAAUAGUUUUAUGUUAAUCAUGUAUUUUUAUUGUAAUUCUCUUUUGAACUUUAUUUCAAGUAUUAACUUUAAUUUUUUAUUUGACAUUAACUAAUUUUUAUCUAUGCUAAAUAGGUAA